This is a messenger RNA of Closterium sp. NIES-67, 3389 nucleotides long. The record is from the annotation of a GenBank genome assembly. NCBI's taxonomy places the organism in Eukaryota, Viridiplantae, Streptophyta, Zygnematophyceae, Desmidiales, Closteriaceae.
CCCUUACUCUCUCCCAUUACUUUCUCACAGAUUCAGCGGUUAUCCCAAGGUGGCGAGCCGCGGACUGCUAGCACGCCUCUCGGGGUUAGGUCUCCUGCGCGUUAACUCCUCUAAGCCGUCGAAUCCCUUCCCUCGCCGGUUCGUUCGCGAAACCCGUCCCCGAGCGAUCAUGCAAGCAGCGGCAGCCGCAGGAUCCGCGCUCAAGGGCGUCGCUGGUCUCACACAGCCGCCUACGACCGUCGGCUCGCCCGGUGGCAGCAAAUCGACGGCUGGAAGUGCAGCGUCUGCCAUCGUCGCAUCUGGAGGACCCGUUUCUAGUGCUGUCGCGAGCCUAGGGAUCGGAUCUAGCCCUGCGAUCGGAUCUGCUGCUAGCUCGAUCCGCUGCUUCUCGUCCGGCGCCAACACGCAGCAAAUGACUGAGGAGGCUGCAGCGAGCGAGGCCGCUGCUGCGGCCGCCGAUGGCGCGGUAGCGGGUUUGGCUAUGGCGAGCAAGGAUGCGGCUGUAGCGGAGGGCGAGGAGGAGAAGCCGCAGGAGAUCUUCCUCGCGGAUUACAAGCCGCCGUCGUACCUCUUCGACAAGGUGUCGCUGGAUUUCGAUCUGCACGACGACUACACCGUCGUCAAGUCGACCAUCGCCGUUCUCGCCAAUGACAAGGGGGCCAAGCCAGAGGACGGGUCUGCACCCCUUGUGUUGGACGGCCACGAUCUGGAGCUCGUGUCUCUGCAGAUCAACGGAUGUGAUGUGCUUGCGGAGGAGUACGUGAAGACGUCCAAGAAGCUCACGCUGCUGUCCCCGCCCGCAGCGCCCUUCACGCUCUCCAUCGUCACUCGCAUCAACCCCGCUGCCAACACCUCCCUCGAGGGUCUGUACCGCUCGAGCGGCAACUUCUGCACGCAGUGCGAGGCGGAGGGCUUCCGCCGCAUCACGUACUACCAGGACCGGCCGGACGUGAUGUCCAGGUUCACCGUACGCAUGGAGGCGGACAAGGCCGCGUGCCCCGUGCUGCUGUCAAAUGGCAACCAGAUCGAGACCGGGGAUGUGGGCGGAUCGGAGUCUGGGAGGCACUAUGCGGUGUGGGAGGACCCGUGGCCGAAGCCGAGCUAUCUGUUUGCGCUGGUGGCGGGGAAGCUGGUGUGCUGCGAGGACAAGUUCACCACGUGCAGCGGGCGCGAGGUGGCGCUGCGGAUCUGGGUGAAUGCGGGCGACGAGGGGCGCACCGCGCAUGCCAUGAAGUCGCUCAAGGAGUCGUUCCGAUGGGACGAGGAGGUGUUUGGCCGGGAGUAUGACCUGGACCUUUUCAAUGUUGUCGCGGUGCCUGAUUUCAACAUGGGAGCGAUGGAGAACAAGAGUCUCAACAUCUUCAACUCUCGCCUCGUGCUGGCCUCGCCAGAGACUGCCACGGAUGGGGACUAUGCUGCCAUUGAGGGGGUCAUUGCCCACGAGUACUUCCACAACUGGACGGGCAACAGGGUCACCUGCCGCGACUGGUUCCAGCUGACUCUCAAGGAGGGGCUCACUGUGUUCCGCGACCAGGAGUUCUCGUCCGACAUGAACUGCCGCGCCGUGGAGCGCAUCGCCAAUGUUGCUGUGCUGCGCGCCCGCCAGUUCUCAGAGGAUGCAGGGCCCAUGGCACACCCUGUUCGCCCGAGCUCGUACAUUAAGAUGGAUAACUUCUAUACAGUCACCGUUUAUGAGAAGGGAGCGGAGGUGGUGAAGAUGUAUCAGACGCUGCUCGGCAAGGACGGCUUCAGGAAGGGCAUGGAUCUGUACUUUGAGCGCCAUGACGGGCAGGCGGUGACGUGCGACGACUUCUUUGCCGCCAUGGCGGAUGCCAACAACGACAAGCUCGACGGCUUCAAGCCCUGGUUGAGCCAGGCCGGCACGCCGGUGGUGACAGUCACCUCGUCGUACAACGAGAAGGACCACACCUUCACCCUGCACUGCAAGCAGGAGAUCCCCGCCACCCCCGGGCAGAGCAGCAAGCAGCCGGUGCUCAUCCCCCUGGCCGUGGGGCUGGUGGGGCCGGACGGCAAGGACAUGCCUCUGCUGCACGUCUUCGAUGGGGACACGCUCACGGACCUGGACGGGCCCACCACCACUGUGCUGCGAUUCAACAAGGCCCAGCAGGAAUUCACCUUCACGGACGUGCCCCACCGCCCCGUGCCCUCGCUGCUGCGAGGGUUCAGCGCUCCCGUGCGCCUCAAUGCUGACCUGGCGCACGCCGAUUGGCUCUUCCUCCUUGCCAACGACUCUGAUGAGUUCAACAGGUGGGAGGCGUGCCAGGUGUUGGCGCGAGGCAUGCUGCUGAGGCUGGUGGAGGACUAUCGGAGUAACAAGCCGCUCCAUAUGGAGGAUGACUUCACUGACGCCCUCGCCAAGAUUCUUGAUGACAAGUCCCUGGACAAGAUGUUCAUCGCUCGUGUCAUCUCCCUGCCGGGCGAGAGUGAGAUUGCGGACCUCAUGACGCCGUUUGCUGACCCAGAUGCCAUCCACGCCGUCCGCAAGUUCUGCGUCAAGCAGAUCGCCGCCCGCCUGCGACCAACGCUGGAGGCUCUGGUGGAGAGCAACACAGCGCCGCAGGGAGAGGCGUACAGCCCUGACCAUGCCAGCAUGUCACGCCGCUCCCUCAAGAACGCUGCUCUCUUGUAUCUCGCAUCUUUGGACGACGAGUCCAGCCGUGCGCUUGCCCUGUCGGAGUUCAAGGCGGCCAGCAACAUGACGGACCAGUUUGCUGCUCUGGCUGCGCUGUGCCUCAACCCUGGAGCUGCCAGGGAGGAAGCGCUGCAGGCGUUCUACGAGCAGUGGAAGCACGACGGGCUGGUGAUGAACAAGUGGCUGUCGCUGCAGGCGGCCUCAUCCAUCCCCGGCAACGUGGAGGCGGUGAAGAGUCUCAUGGAGCACCCAGCCUUCAUCAUCACCGAGCCCAACAAGGUCUACUCGCUCAUAGGCGGGUUCACAUCGUGCGCUGUCAACCUGCACGCCCCGGAUGGCAGCGGGUAUCGUUUCCUGGCUGACACGGUGCUUCGGCUCGACAAGAUCAACGCGCAGGUGGCCGCGCGCAUGGUAUCCGCCUUCACACGCUGGCGCCGCUACGACGAGCAGCGCCAGGCGCUGGCUAAGGUGGAGCUGGAGCGCAUUCUGGCAGCGGAGGGCCUGUCAGAGAACGUGUAUGAGAUUGUCUCCAAGAGCCUCUCCGCCCCGCCUGCUGCUUAGGCGCUAGGCAGUGCUGUGAUUGUUCAACACUUCAGCUGUUUAGCUGCCACGGGAGCAUGUGGUGUUGCGCCAGUGAGUAUGAUCAUUAUUCGCACAGACGUGCACAUGCUGGUGUUGGCAUGGAGACUGCGACAAAUACUAAAGCAGCUGAUUAUGGACAAGCAAGGUUACAUAC